Symbiodinium pilosum is the source of this 361-nucleotide messenger RNA. The record is from the annotation of a GenBank genome assembly. Lineage: Eukaryota; Dinophyceae; Suessiales; Symbiodiniaceae.
AUGGGCUUGGUGGCAAAGGCAGCCGGUGUGCCUUUGGAUCGUGUGCGCCGCCGCGCCAGUGAGCUGCAAGAGGCCAAUCCCAUGCUGGGCCACCGAGGUUGCCGUCUGGCAAUCACAUAUCCGGAGAUCUGUGAGAUGCAGGCUCGCGCCAUCUUCGAGGCGGCAGCAGAGGUCGGUCGCAGCGCCAAGAAGACACCGGUGGCUGAGGUCAUGGUACCUUUGGUGUCCACCUUGGAGGAGCUGGUUCAGCUGAAGAAGGUGAUCGAGGCAACGGCCCAGCAGGUUCAGAAGGAGCAGGGCGUGAAUUUCACAUACCGCGUUGGAACUAUGGUGGAGCUACCCCGAGCUGCACUGCAAGCAG